UUCAGUCACCGAUUUAUGACCCGCGCGCACACCGACGCUGCGAGCUCGAGACCGGCCCGGGCGCCUCUCUCCUCCCCCCCGUCCAUGCGAAGAAGGGCCGGAGCAGCCGGCGGGAGACUUCUGCUCCAUGGAGGGCGAGAGGAUGGAAGCGUGGCUGGACGACAACCCGGAGUUCACCCACUCCUACUUUAUCAGGAAGGCGACAAGGGAGAUGGUGAAUGCCUGGUUUGCUGAGCGAGUCCACACCAUCCAGCUCUCGACCGCCAAAGAGCACUCAUCACAGAGGACCCAACAGUCCCUUGCAGACAGUAUCCCCCCCACCAUCAGCAUCUCUGACAGUCCUUGCCCCUCCCCGGGACUAGUGCCCAGUCCAGCCCCGAGUACCCCGACUCGCAAAAUCUCAGCAUCAGAGUUUGACCGCCCGCUGAGACCCAUUGUAGUAAAGGACUCUGAGGGCUCCCUGACGUUUCUGAGUGACACGGACCGCGAAGCUGUCCCUCUGAGGGGGUCUGUUAUGGGGGAAGGAGGUGUGACUGCUCCCGGAGGGGCAGGCCGCAGCAGUGAGGGCGACCGCUGUGCCAGGCUGCUGGAGCUGGUGAAGGACGUGUCCAGUCACCUGGAUGUGACAGCUCUCUGCCACAAGAUCUUCCUGCACAUCAACGAGCUGAUUGCUGCUGACCGCUACUCACUAUUCUUGGUGGGAGAGGACAGCUCAAACAGGAAGUUCCUGGUCAGCCGACUCUUUGAUGUAGCAGAGGGAACGACACUUGAGGAAUCUUCUAGCAGCUGCAUUCGGCUGGAGUGGAACAAGGGCAUUGUGGGACAUGUGGCGGCCACCGGACAGCCACUCAAUAUCAAGAAUGCCUAUGAGGACCCCAGGUUCAAUGCCGAGGUCGACUUGAUCACUGGAUACAAGACCCAAAGUAUCCUCUGCCUGCCCAUCAAGAACCACAAAAAUGAGGUUGUAGGAGUGGCUCAAGCCAUCAAUAAAAAAUGUGGGGAGGACGGAGCCUUCACUGACCAGGAUGAGAAGGACUUUUCGGCCUACUUGGCCUUUUCAGGCAUCGUGCUUCACAAUGCUCAGCUGUAUGAGACGUCGCAGCUGGAGAACAGACGUAAUCAGGUCCUUCUGGAUCUGGCCAGUCUUAUCUUCGAGGAGCAGCAGUGUCUGGAGGUGUUGUUGAGGAAGAUUGCUGGGACAAUCUUGUCCUUCAUGCAGGCACAGGCUUGCACUGUCUUCAUAGCAGAUGAGGACUCGAUGAAUUCCUUCUCCAGUGUCUUUCACAUGGAAUAUGAAGAGCUGAGUGAGGUCAUGGACACCCCCAAAAGGGAGUGUGACAUGGGUCAGAUUAACUACAUGUAUGCUCAGUAUGUCAAAAACACCAUGCAACCCCUCAACAUUGCUGACGUCACCAAAGACCAGCGGUUCCCCUGGACAAGUGAAAACACAGCACAAAACCGUACCAGCAGCCCAGUCAGGAGUUUGCUCUGCACGCCCAUCAGAAAUGGCAAAAAGGACAAAGUCAUUGGAGUCUGCCAGCUUGUGAACAAGAUGAACGAAGGCUCGCUGUGCAGGAAGACCUUCAACAGGAAUGACGAGCAGUUCCUUGAAGCUUUCGCCAUCUUCUGCGGCCUUGGAAUCCAAAACACGCAGAUGUACGAAACGGUGGAGAGAGCCAUGGCAAAACAGGAGGUCACUCUUGAGGUUCUGUCAUAUCACGCUUCAGCUGCUGAGGAAGAAUCACAGGAACUCCAGGUAACCGCGGUUGCUACGAUCCCCUCUGCGCAGUCACUGCGUCUCCUGGACUUCAGCUUCAGUGACUUUGACCUGUCAGACACAGAGACCACUUUGGCCACUGUCCGGAUGUUUGUUGAUCUUAACCUGGUGCAGAAUUUCCAGAUGAAGCAUAAGGAUUUAUGUCAGUGGGUUCUAAGUGUGAAGAAGAACUACAGGAAGAAUGUGGCUUAUCACAACUGGAGACACGCCUUCAACACGUCCCAGUGCAUGUUCACCCUCCUCAAGUCUGGACGCCUGCAGAAUUAUCUAAGUGACUUGGAGGUUCUGGCUCUGAUGAUUGCGACUCUCUGCCACGACCUCGACCACAGAGGAGUCAACAACUCCUACAUACAAAGGAGCGACCACCCACUGGCACAACUUUACUGCCACUCCACAAUGGAGCAUCACCACUUCGACCAGUGCCUCAUGAUCCUCAACAGUCCUGGUAAUCAAAUCCUGAGUGGUCUCUCUCUGGAUGAAUACAAGGCCACUUUAAAAAUGAUCGAGAGGGCUAUUCUGGCCACUGACCUGGCCCUGUACAUGAAGAGGCGAGGGGAGUUCUUUGAGCUGACCAAGAACAAUCAGUUUGUGUGGCAAGACGACCAUCACAAAGAAUUGCUGAGGUCCAUGCUGAUGACUGCGUGUGACAUCUCAGCCAUCACAAAGCCCUGGCCGGUGCAGAAGAGGAUAGCCGAGCUGGUGGCGACAGAGUUCUUUGAGCAGGGAGACAAAGAGCGACGGGAGCUCAACAUUGUUCCCAGCGAUCUAAUGAAUCGUGAGAAGAGAGACAAGAUUCCCAGCAUGCAAGUGUCCUUUAUAGAUGCCAUCUGCACUCAGCUCUAUGAGACUUUGGCAGGAAUGUCCGAGUUCUGCUCCCCGCUGCUGGAGGGAUGUCAGAAGAACCGGCAGCAUUGGAAACGUUUGGCUGAGGAAGGCGAGAAAGACUCAGUCAACGGUCUGGUGUGAUCUGACUUUUGACGUGUCCUGGUCUCACGAAGAUUCCGGAAUUUAGCUGCGAAGCUAUGUCACAUGGCUGAGAGGGGAAGAUUCAGGGUCUUUCACAAAACCUUCUUUGAUUUGGUUUCCCAUCAGAAUGCCACAGUUAUCGACUCAUUCUGCUGCUGGUACUUCUGGUUUAAUCACAUUGAUGAGAAGAACAAAAGCACAGGUUUUGUUCUUGAGUUCCUGGCAUGAUACGUCAACCUCAGCUGGCUUCUCUCGAGCUGAAGGAGCUUGUACCCAUCAUCUAGUUGGUCUGAGCUGGUGACCACAGGUGAGGGUGUUGCGGAGCCUCUGGGGACCUCAGAUCCUCGUGUCUCAGCUGGGCGUGGAAGACUGAUAGAACAUCCAGCUCAGGCCGACCUCUGCAGCCUGCGAUACAUCCAAGUUAGAUCCAACAGUGUAGACGUGGCAGCCAUCCCAAUUUAUCACAGUAAACAAGGACACACAAAAUGCCACACUGAAAAUGGGAAAGUCCAAGACUCAUCUUCCUGUUCUAAUAGGAUGUACUGACCAUGUGACUACAGCAGGCAUCGGCAUAAACUAGCAGUUCGGCUUACUAACCUUCGAGCUCAUUUCGGGAACUUGGUGGGACCAGUGGUCUCUUAAACAACAGCACUAAGCUAUAUUUAAUAGGCAUUUUUACUUUUGCACAGAGUUGAAUUCGACUUUCUUUCACCGCUAGUGAACUGCUGAACAUCACGGGAUCGGGUCGACUCUUCGGCGUGCAGAGCACAAACACAGUUUUUAACUUUUGUAAGAUUUUUCACCUGUCAUCAUAACUAUUGCAUAUUUAUUUUUGUUUACCGUAUUUAUUAGAGUUUCUAUAUUGUGAGGUCAUUCUCUUGUCAAGAGCACACAACUAUUCUAAAACUACAUGUAGUUUUCAUCUAGAGAACAAAGUCCAGCACUGCGAUUAUUCCGUAGGAACUUUUCAUUCUGUACUGUUUUAUUUGAAUGUUCUUCUAUACUCUGGGCUCACUUUGAUCAUCACAACAAAGGAAGGGUCCAGACUUGUGUCACUGACUACAUGUGUUUUAAGGGUGACUUAAUAAAAAGCCACCUCCUGGGUCUGCUAUUAGAGCCACAAGUGUUGCAGUGUAUUGUGGGAUUUGUAGUAUACGUGGCCAGUUUCACCUGCCUGGCUUGGUGACAGAAAAGAUCAAAAUGAACAGAUUUUUUAAAAAUCUUUCCUGGAUUAUAACUUUUUGAUGAUUUUCACUGUUAACCACCUUUCAAAGUACCAACAUUCAAAGUGCCACGUUUCCGAAUCUGCAAGGCAAUGACAGAUGUAGUGCAAGUGUUCCUGGGAGGUCCCGUGAAUGCUCAGAUUCGGUUCAACAAAUGCAGCCACCAUCAUUACUGUGCAGUGAAAGUCAAACGUAGUGCCUCUUUCAGGUUGACACUGUUCAGUCUUCAAUAAAUAUUU
Messenger RNA from Synchiropus splendidus (mandarinfish), 4205 nucleotides. RefSeq names its product phosphodiesterase 5A, cGMP-specific, b (gene pde5ab). Bases 128 to 2743 code for a protein of 871 amino acids. Lineage: Eukaryota; Metazoa; Chordata; Actinopteri; Syngnathiformes; Callionymidae. Gene Ontology annotation, biological process: signal transduction. The record is from RefSeq and is a predicted model, not a curated record. Gene Ontology annotation, molecular function: protein binding; 3',5'-cyclic-GMP phosphodiesterase activity. The transcript is spliced from 22 exons.